Hypanus sabinus (Atlantic stingray) is the source of this 4631-nucleotide messenger RNA. RefSeq names its product serine/threonine kinase 17a like (gene stk17al). Gene Ontology annotation, molecular function: protein serine/threonine kinase activity; ATP binding. Bases 296 to 1363 code for a protein of 355 amino acids. The record is from RefSeq and is a predicted model, not a curated record. Gene Ontology annotation, biological process: intracellular signal transduction; positive regulation of apoptotic process; protein phosphorylation. Lineage: Eukaryota; Metazoa; Chordata; Chondrichthyes; Myliobatiformes; Dasyatidae. Gene Ontology annotation, cellular component: nucleus. The transcript is spliced from 7 exons.
UCAGUUCCUCUGAGUGUUUUGAUGUCCCGCAGCAGCUCCUGUGCUGUCAGAGCAAUCUCGGGCACGCCGGGUUGGUGCGGAGCACCGCUCACAUUCUCUCACUGUACCGAUUUACUUCGGGGAGUGCAAGGCACUGUCAGCAGUGUGCACUGCAGACUUCUGCGGAGGUUUGUCAGCUGCUGUGGCCGAGACGUUUAACCGUGCCCAAGCUGCCCUGACUUUAAUUCGCACUGACUCCAAACUUUCUUUGGACGUUUGAGUUCACCCGUGGCUGCUGUGAAGCUUCUUUACCGUAAUGAUGAAUCGCAAAGGAAUGGUCGUCAAAAUUUUAUCCCGAAUACGGACCGACUCUUUCAACAGUAACUACACUCUGCUGGGGAAGGAGUUGGGGAGGGGCAAAUUUGCAGUUGUCAAGAAAUGCAUGGAAAAUGCCUCCAGAAAGGAAUAUGCAGCCAAGUUCUUACGGAAACGAAGGAAGGGCCAAGAUUGCCGCAUGGACAUUAUCAACGAGAUUGCAAUCCUUGAGAUAGCGAAAAGCAACUCUCAUGUGGUAGACUUGCAUGAAGUGUAUGAGACGACCUCAGAAAUCAUCCUGGUGCUGGAAUAUGCUGCAGGUGGAGAGAUCUUUAACCAGUGUGUGGCAGAAGGAGACGAGGCCUUCAAAGAGAAAGAUGUGAUCCGCCUUGUGCGUCAGAUUCUAGAUGGAGUUGCCUAUCUACAUGGGAAGAAUAUUGUUCAUUUGGACUUAAAGCCACAGAACAUUUUGCUUACUAAUUGCAAUCCACUGGGCAACAUUCGGAUCGUUGACUUUGGCCUGUCCAGGAGGGUCGAUAGCAUUGAAGAGAUCAAGGAAAUUACUGGGACGCCAGAAUAUGUAGCUCCUGAAAUACUAAAUUAUGAAGCAAUCAGCACAGCAACGGAUAUGUGGAGUAUUGGCGUGUUGGUGUAUGUCAUGCUGACAGGAGUUUCACCUUUCCUUGGAGAUGACAGACAGACCACAUUCCUCAACAUUUCCAAAGUGGAUAUUGACUAUUCAGAGGAUAUUUUUGAAGGCAUCUCUGAUUUAGCGAUAAAUUUCAUUCAAUCUCUCCUUAUUAAAGACCCCAGGAAAAGGGCAAAGGCUGAACAGUGUCUCAAACACCCCUGGCUUUCUCCUGAAGUAGAGGUGAAAAAACCCAUAACCGAGUCGGAGGAGGAACAAUCGGCGUCUGAGCCGAACAGCCCUGAUUCAGAAGAACUGGUGCUAAUGGCGUCCUACACACUGUGCCAGCCUUUAGACAAAGAUGUCGAGCGGACAACGGUGCACAAACAGUUCAAAUUCAAGGAACCCUUCACAACGUUGCGGGAUUUUCUGAGUGCUUGAUGCGCAUUGGACUGCUAACGUGCUAGUUUCAAUCUAGCUACACAGAGCACCACAUUUGCCGGUUGCUCAGAGUGCCACAUGGCUGAAUGCUCUGUAGGCUUUCAUUAUCUUGGACAAUUAACUUUUUAUUGGGCACAAGCCUGGUGUAAUAUAGAAUGAAUAGCCUGAAUUGAGCACAUGGUUUUAAGGUGAAAUGUAUAACCUUUUUCUCGGGAAAUGGUGCCCUCCUAAGCAUAGUGAUUAAGCUGAGAGACUGGUAUAGGGAAACCCUAGCUGAAGCCAUAGCACCUUUGCUGAUUGGAUGUAUGAAUCAAUAUCAUGCCCUUACCUUCCAUUGCUAGGUAACUAGUUGCAGUGGUUGAGUUACAGAAGAUCUUUGCCAGAAAUGGUGCAGGCCAAUAUUGGGUUAGCACUUUCACUGUCUCCUGGCACUUAGGUCCUGUCAACCAAUAGAUUUUAUUGAACAAAAUGGCACUUCUCAAUUCAGCAGAAGCAAAUCUUGCAUUAAGUUUGAGUGCAAUUUGACUAUUUGGUGGAAGGUGCCUCCUCUUACUUUGUACAUUGUAACUGGAGAAUGCAGUUUAUGCUAACGAGCAAAAGCUCCAACAAUCCCUACGGCACCUCAUUUUCCAGGCCUGUUUUAUACUUGCCUUCUUCCUAAAUAGAAAGGGAAAUAAUGUGUGGUAUUUAAAACUACUUUUUUUUAAACAAGACCAGCAAAGUUUGGAUUUGAUGUAAAAAUAUCAGUUUCUACUAGGUACGCUGCUGUUUAUAAUUUCAAGGCUUACAAUAAUAAUGCUGCAUGCUUUGUGCAGUAUUCAGUUUUUCAGUUCACAUUAAAUUCCAUUCCAUAUAAAAUCUGAUUUGCCCUGUUCCUGCAAUUAUAAAAUACAGAACCAUAGCUCUUUUUAUUACAUUAGGAAGGAAUUCUAGGAGAUCCAAAGUAAGAUUGGUGGGUCUAAAAUUCAAGUAAUGAAGUGAAACAAUAAUAGUGCUUCUGUGGCUACAGGACACACUAUGCAAAUUUCCUUGUAAAGCUAUACAUUGGAAUGUGUAGAGCUGCAAUGAAAUAAUAGCACAUAAAGUAUUAGUGCACAUGUAAUUGUCUGUUUCAGGCCUAGGGAAAAGGAGUGCCUUUUUACUCUUAUUUAUUGUAUCUUGUUGGUUUAACAAAAACCAUUAUUGAAAGAUUUUUUUUGGCAGGGAAUAGAACAUGUUUUCUUUCUUUAAAGAAUACUCCAGAAACAUUGGCUUUGUUAUUCUAGGAAUCUGACAUUUAUCCUGGUUAUUAACUUGUGGCUCACUUCUUUCUAUUAUCAAUUUUGGAGCUUCUUGUGACGGUGAGGCAUGUAUCAGGCGUUCGCGCGUUUUUUUAGAUUGUUAAGCACCACUUUAAACUGAGUAUUCAAUGGCUGGGCUAGAAGGGUUUUACUGAGCACCUGUGGGGCCUAUGUAGCAGAUAUAUAAAUUGUCACUUUACUUUAGUCACUGAAGCUAGAUAAAAUUUUCAUGAGUAAGUCGCUAUAGGAUAGAUAGCAAGAGAUCCACUUUGUACCUUGGACCACCGGAGUUUUAAACAAAUGAGCGAGUCACAAUUAUAAGAGUGGGCCAAUAAUGUACAGUUGCUCACUUUGAGGAAUAAUUGUUCAACGGUUAAGGUGUCAACAGCAAUGCUUUCCGGGUAUUGUUUUAUUCUGACCUCAUUUACACAUUCAAAGUGAGGAGGGAGGAGUGGGUGGACAUUUUUUUGAAGAACCAUCUUUUUCAACAAUUAAACAGUCAGUAUUUUCUGCAUGAUUUUUCCCUUAAAAAAGAAACUGCAAAAAAAAAGUGUUGAGGCAUUGAUUGCAUAUUUAACUUGCACAGAGGACUUCACCGCAUGGCUGACAGGAAAUCUGCCACAAAGCACAAGUGAGAAGUCUUUCAUUCAACUUUCCUGUUGUACAUCAGAACUGAAAUAUUUGAAAUGGAGAUAUGGAAUUUUGUAUUGUAUUAUAUUUUCAAUGGUUGAAUAGAAUCAUCAACUUAUUUAGACAUUCUUCAGGCAGAGACCAUUAGGCCAAUUGUGGCAACUGCAUUGAACUGAUAAGGCUGCAUUUUGUUUGAAGUUUUGCCUGACUGCUUUAAAGUAAUUUGAUGAUUAAUCAGUACAAUUGCAGGAGUUUUCUGCAUUGGCUAACUUCCUGCAGAUCACAUCCCCUUAUUUGCCAGAGAAUAGAAGCAACAAGCAGAUUCUCGGCAGAACUGGUGUGUGAAAUGAAAGGUCCAGGUACUGCUUUAGUGCCUCUCUGUCAAUGCCACAUAGACAAUUUUAGGAUUGAAUUACUCAUAGAUAAAGCUUUCACAGGAUAUUAAAAUGUAUUGUUAUUGACUGAAUACAAUAGUUGUACUAUAAAUUUAUUUGUAUCAAAAAAUGCACCUGCAGUAUUGGUGAAAACUAUUUUUGUGGGGAGGGAUGGGGUUGCUUAUGUUUUAACAAAACUGCCAAAACCAAUUGUUUGCUGAUGCCACUUAAUUUGUUGAAGGCAGUACCUUUGUUAUUCUAAUAGUCAUUAUUCUGUUUAUUUUAAAUGGAUUAAUGAUGAAGUAGCAAAUAUGUCUUCUAUCAGAAGUGAUGUCAAUGUGGCUUCAGAGAUAUUAUUUGAAUUUUUUUAUCAUGUGGACAUUUAACACAAUUGCAUUGAAUGCAGUCAGUUGGAUGGUUUAAAAAAUGUUCAGGCUCCAUCAGCAAAGAACAUCAAUUAUGUUAUCAAGAGCAGAAGAAUAGGCAAGAUCUGUUAAAUGUGUUCUGUCUGUUGAUUACAGCUACAUGUGGUUCCGAGAAGUCAAGAAAAGAUGUGUUAAAAUGAACAACAUAUAAACCAUCUGGGGUUAAGAAGGGGUUAAGAUUGUUGCAUCCUUUGUUUGAGUAAUCGGAUUAGAAGAAAGUAUUCCUUCUGUCAAACAAUUGUAGCUUGUUUCUUCUGUAAUGGAAAAAGUGUAAAAUGUAUGUAAAACAAUCAGAUUAUCAAGUAUAAAGUUGACAAUUAACUACUGAAAUUCUAUAGGAUGGUUGGCAAUUCUUGGUCAUAUAAGGUUUGUUGGACCAAAUCUUUGAACUAUAAUAAUUGUAUUCUUUCCUUUUAAAAUACUGUCAACUUUGUUAUCAGCACCUCCACAAUAUGUUUAUGCAUUAGUUGUGAUAGCCAAAACUGAUGACAAAGGUACUGUUUAAUGUUUUUCAUGUAAUGUGUUUACUUUUUUUACAAUAAAAUAUUAUUAAAGUCCA